Molecule: messenger RNA, 1751 nt
Organism: Quercus lobata
Lineage: Eukaryota; Viridiplantae; Streptophyta; Magnoliopsida; Fagales; Fagaceae
Product: protein SICKLE-like
Exons: 4
Coding region: 439-1464 (341 amino acids)
Biological process (GO): mRNA splicing, via spliceosome; miRNA processing
Source: RefSeq, a predicted model, not a curated record
AAAAGUGUGAGUUGGGUCGAGUUACUCAAACCCAAUAUUAAAAAAUUAAAAAACCAAAGCCCAUUAAUCUUCCAAAAUCAACUUGAGCUUACUAGUUGGGUUGAGUUAUUGGGCUGGUGGGUCUAAUACACACUCACACAGCCCAACCUCUAUAGCCCCAGUUUGACACACUCUUAAAUCUCACUCAACGUUCUCUCUCGCCGGCGACCUCACUUCCGGCGCCGACCCGCGUUGUCUUCAGCCUUUUCAAUCUUCUCUCUCUAUCGAGAAUUUGGGUUUAGGUUUCUGGAAAAAAAACAUGCCUUCUUUGAUCCAUGAUACUUCAACCUUUGUGCAAAAUGCCAAGUUCAUGAUACUAUGCUGGAGCUUUGUGUAGGAUGAGGAAUUAAAAAUCAACAUGUUAUACCACAGAAACAAAAUACAUGAAGCUAAGAUUAAAUGGAGGAAUCAGAGAAGAGGAGAGAAAGACUGAAUGCAGUGCGCAUGCAAGCUGCUCAGUCUGACUUUUCAAUUAAUGUUGCAAGUUCUUCGAUGCCUGUUUCCCUUUCUAAUCCAUUGAUUGAAACCUCUGCAACUAUGGCAGUGCAGGAGGAGUCAUGUUCUCCUAGGUUUGAUUUUUACACAGACCCAAUGUCAGCAUUCUCUGAUAGCAAGAAGAGUAGCAAGGCUAGUAAUCAGAACAGACCAGAUUAUUUCACAUCUCCCAAUUAUUGUGGUUCUCCUAUGGCACAGUUUUCACCAUCUCUUCCAGCUGGACCAAUGAACCCUGGAAUGGCUCUGUAUUCUGCUCAUCAAAUCCAGAUUAGCAGUUCACCCAAUCAGAUAACGUACCAAGAACAAGGUUCUUGUUACAGCCCUGGUCCACAUAGAAGCCCAAUAGGAACAUCCAAUCCUUUUACCAUGCAUCCAUGGUCUCCAGAAGUCUGGAAUGCACCAAUAACCCCAACAAGCAGUAGUUUUCCAUAUAAUCCAUCUAGAGGGGGUCAUCAUCCAAGCCCUGGGUUUGGACCAAGAGGUAGCCCGCGUUUUAAUACUCGGCAAGGCUGGGGUCACUUGGUCAGCCACAGUUCAAGCCCUGGUUCAGGACGAGGAGGCAGUCCUAGCCCUGGUUCAGGAAGAGGUGGGAGUCGCUGGUAUGGAAGAAGCAUGAGCCCUGUUUUGGGACGUAGUAGUAGACGAGGGCGAGGUUCUCAUGCUCGUCUAUCAGGGCCACAGCAAUUUUACAAUCAGUCCAUGUUAGAAGACCCAUGGAAGUUUUUGAAACCAGUUGAAUGGAGGUGCAUGAGUGCUUUAGUGAAUAGUUUGAACGCCCCUGACUCAUCAAAAUCCAGGAUUACAAAAUCUCCUAGCACGAGAAAGACCAAAGUUUCAGAACCUUCAAACAAGUCAAGUUCUCAACCAAGCUUGGCUGAGUACUUGGCUACCUCAUUCAAUGAAGCUGUAAAUGACACACCAAGUAUAUGACAGUUGCUGGGAGUUCCAUUAAAGCUGGGAGUUCUCACUUCUCAGUAGGAUUUCUAACCAGAAAGAGAAGCAGGAAGGCUUAAAAGGUGUUUGGUGGAUAUCUAGACUCCUGAAGGCACCAAAAGAAUUUCGUAUAUCUCUUUGUGGAGUUUCGAAGAAACUGUUACUAUUUGCAAUUGCAUGUAAUGAUCGCUUAUAAAAUUCAGAGUAAAUUAUCAGAAGGCUGCAAGCAUCUGAUACUGUACAAAGUAAUAACAUAGCAAGUUAAUUAUAGUUGUGUUUUGCAA